Molecule: messenger RNA, 2757 nt
Organism: Symbiodinium necroappetens
Lineage: Eukaryota; Dinophyceae; Suessiales; Symbiodiniaceae
Source: the annotation of a GenBank genome assembly
AUGGCACACAUCCCGGAGCCUCGGGUAGAGGCCGCUGAGGAGCCCCAGGGGCUCAAAGAGGACGCCGCUGGGCCCGAAGCAGAGCCGCCGACUUCAGAAGAAGAGCUCCGGGCCUCGAAGUCCCCAGAGGAGCCCCUGGAGGAGUCCCUCGAUGCCCCAGUGGCAGAGGCCGACCCCUCGCCGAGGGCGCUGGAGAGUGAAAGCAAGGGAAGCUUCAUGGCCACUGCGCUUCAGCCGGAGCAGGGCUAUACCAGCGACCUAAGCAAGCUCCCGGCGUCGAACACAGGCUACAGCUACCCACAGUUUGUGGAGCGCUUCAAGGCCCCUCGAUGCAAGGACCAAUCGGCACAGCCCGUGGUGAACGAAGUUCGGGACUUCGUGAACCGCUUCCCGGCGAACCUCACACGCUUGCAGGCUGCACGCCGGAUCCAUGCUUUCCUGGCGGAGGUGACGCCGAAGCUUCUGGCGGCGAAAGCCUUCCGGGAUGGUGGGGAGAAUAUCGCCUCAGAGCUUGCGAAUGAAGGCUUGGAGAAGUUUGUCCUGAAGCUGUACAAGUUGCUCUUCCGCCACGAUCCUGCCGACAUCCGGGAGGACGAGAGAGUGGAGCAGGCACUUCGAAGUGCAGCCAAGGGGGCGAGCGCGAACCAAGCAGCCGUCUCCAAGUUCGACGCCAAGCAGCUCGAGGUCUUCGAUGCUGCGGUGCUGGAGCUGCAGAUGGUGGAGCAGCACAGGGCGCCAAGAGAUAAGCUGAGCUGCUUCGUGAAUGCCAUCCGGCUCCUCGAGAGCAUCGUGGUGGAGCGCGUCUUCCGGCAAAGAGGAGAGGGCCAGCAGACGAACUGGGAGCAGCUGUUGGCUGCACUGAUUUUGAAGGCUUCACCCCCAAAUCUCUAUUCCAAUCUGGAGUUUACUGCAGCUUUCAGACAUCCAUCGCUCAUGGGCCCCGAUGAACGGAAAGCCCUUGCCGACCUGGCCAGCGCGUUCCUCGCAGUCAUCGGCGGCAGCUCCCGGCGCCUUGCUUCCGCUGAGCUCGCCGAGAACUCGGUGGGACAGUCUGGCUCUAUGCCCUUGUGGCUGAUGGAUGCUGGUGUCACUUUCAACUUUUCCGACCGCUCCUCUGAUGACCUCUCCCUGGGAGAGGUGGACGAACUCUUGGACGAGUACCAGAGGAUGAUUCGUGCCAUACGUGCCAGGCUGGAGAUGGAGAAGGAGGAGCGCGAGCCUGACGAACACUUAACAGAGCCCUUGGAAUUCAAGGAACUCUUCAAGACAUCAAGGUGGAACUAUCGACCUGAGUUUGAUGGGGUGGUCGGAAUCCUAUUGUCCGCAGUCGUCGCCUGGGAGGAAGACUUCCGCGAGGUGCGGCGGACUUCAGCUGAGAUCAGGGUGAUCACGCCGCCGGAGCUCCUUGCGAAGCUUCAUAAGACCCAUGGUAGGAUCUCGGGAUCCACGGCCACCUUCGGAGCUCCCUUCUAUGGUGACACUGUGAAGGGUCGGCUGGUUUAUGGCAUCUCGAAGAACAAGGAUAACCACUGCACCCCGCAGGACUACGAUGUCCCGAAACCCGAGACUUUCGAGACAGAAGGCAGCACGCACUACCAGAAGGUGAAGCUCCUAAACAUCAUUAUCGUGCGUCGGGGGAAAUGCUCGUUCACCACGAAGGUUAAGGUGGCUCAAGACAAGGGCGCCCACGCAGUAAUCAUUGUGGAUCGCGAGGACUCUUCCUAUACAGCCGAGGGCCUUGCGAACAUAAUCGUUGCUGACGAUGGCUAUGGCAGCGGCGUGCACAUUCCCUCUAUCCUGAUCUCGAAGGAUGACGGGCAGCAGCUCAUCAAUACGGUCCAGUCCACAGAGGUAGUCAUCGAGUUAGCAUGGAAUGUGCCAACCGAUCACGUCGUCACCAUGGACAUGUGGAUGAGCUCGGGCUCCAGUGAGUCCAUGCAGUUCAUCAAGGACUUCGCCCCUAAACGAAAGGAACUCAAUCAGGUGAUGAUUUUCAACCCACACUAUGCCGUCUUCUCAAUGGAGAAGACGAACCCAGCGGUCUACUCGGGGGUCUGUCUCGACGAAGGCAAGUAUUGCGCGAAUGAUCCCGAUGGUGCCGGGGACGUGACAGGCAAGGAUGUCCUUCUUGAGGAUGUGCGGCAGCUCUGUAUCCAUGAAACUACCAAGGUCACCAGGGCGAGUAUGGAGGUUAUGCAGGGGCUCAAGAUUGUGGAGUAUGCAGAGAAGUAUUGGGACUACAUGGAGAAGUAUCCGCUCAAGUGCCCAGUAGAUGGUUCAGGAUCCAACAAGUUCGGCGAAGAGUGUUCCAUCCAAGUCAUGAAAGAGGUGAACAUCAACCCUGACGAGAUCAUCCAGUGUGCGAUGACGACGAGGUGGGAGAAGCUGAAGCAGCAGCUUCAGAACACAGCCUGGUCGGACCAGGCCAUCAGGGUCAACGGCUGGCGUUUCAGCGGCGUCGUCACCGCAGAUCUGGUGGUCCGCGCGGUCUGCUCGGGGUUCAUCCACGAGCCGACCGAGUGCGCGAACCUGAUCGAGUUUCGGGAUGUUUUCAAGCCCUAUCAGGUUCCGGUGAGUACUGGCGUGAGCUUUGGGGAGUUGCUCGCCUGGCUCUUUGCCACGGUCGGCCUUGGCUUCGUCUGUAUGCUCAUGUACAAGAGGUACCUGAAGAGGGAGAUGCACAGCACUCUCAGGGAAGAGGUCAUGCUGGAGGUGCAGGCACAGAUGGGCGACUACGCUCAACUCCGUGGCGCGUGA